Molecule: messenger RNA, 276 nt
Organism: Prunus armeniaca (apricot)
Lineage: Eukaryota; Viridiplantae; Streptophyta; Magnoliopsida; Rosales; Rosaceae
Source: the annotation of a GenBank genome assembly
AUGCCAGAUGCAUUCAAUGAUACAGGAAAAGGGACAAAAUCACAUAUACCUACAGCAAAUACACAAGCAAGGAUUGAUAUCCCAAUCGGAUUAACCAAUGUUGCAGCAAAUGAAUCAUCAACUACAAGCUUGAAGCAAGGUAGACCCAUUGGUUUGAAGGACUCAGCUCCCAGAAAGCAAAAAUCGAAAGCAUAUUCCAAUCUUAAUGAAAACGCUCAUGAAGAUAUUAUUAGGAAAGAGAUUCACCUUGAACCUACAAUUCAUCCAGAGAAUUAA